Messenger RNA from Ruditapes philippinarum (Manila clam), 579 nucleotides. Its product is annotated as merozoite surface protein CMZ-8-like. The record is from RefSeq and is a predicted model, not a curated record. The transcript has a single exon. Lineage: Eukaryota; Metazoa; Mollusca; Bivalvia; Venerida; Veneridae. Bases 1 to 579 code for a protein of 192 amino acids.
AUGCUUCUUCAAUUUAUUUCUAUCCCUGAAGAAGAUACAGAUUUACCUGUUGAAACUAAGCCUAAACCAAAACCUAGACGUGUUCCUAUACAGAAAGAGUAUGAUGCUGAUUCCAGCUCUUCUGAAUCAUCAUCUGGUGUAUACAUCAUACCACAGAGGAGAUUUCCAGUUACUCGCAGUCGCAAUACUCGUGUUGAUUAUGGACAUUCUUCUGAUGCUCCUUCUAUUUCUAUCCCUUCAUUUGUUCCCAGGAUUCACCCCAAUCCUGUGACAUAUUCCCCAGACAAUGUCCCAGUUACUCCAGUGAGUGUACCAGUUACUCCAGUAAGUGUUCCAGUUACUCCAGUAAGUGUUCCAGCUACUCCAGAAACUAUCCCAGUUACUCCAGUAAAUGUUCCAGUUACUUCAGUAAGUGUUCCAGUUACUCCAGUAAGUGUACCAGUUACUCCAGUGAGUAGACCAAGUACUCCAGUGACUAUUCCAGUCAUUCCAGUACAUACGCCCGUUUUAUCUUCACGCCCUAUCCCACGCCCUAGACGUGUGAUACAUCCACGGGAUAGGUAUGGAGAAUGGGUAUAA